AUGGCCGACAACGUCUCCGCUGCGACCGCUACCACCCUCCCCCCUCCUCCCCAAUCUUCUACGGUUGCCUCCAACCAGCAGUACGAUGCAUCUCAGGGCAACGGCCAAGCCAAUCCUUCCCACAUGCCACCACCUCCCCGCCCGCCCGUGGUGAUCCCACAAAACACCAAUCCAAUCCCGACCGCCAUCACAUCGCCCAUGUCUGGCAAUAUGAUGUCUCCGACCAGCGCUGGUGGCUUCGUGCGUCGGGCGGCCCCUGAGCCAAACAAGAGGGCCCUUUAUGUCGGUGGCCUCGAUCCCCGAGUGACUGAGGAUAUCCUGAAACAAAUUUUUGAGACUACCGGUCAUGUUGUUAGCGUCAAGAUCAUCCCCGACAAGAACAAGUUCAACAGCAAAGGUUACAACUACGGCUUUGUCGAGUUUGAUGACCCCGGUGCUGCUGAGAGAGCGAUGCAGACGCUCAAUGGGCGCCGUAUCCAUCAGUCGGAAAUUCGUGUCAACUGGGCCUACCAAUCCAACAAUACGAACAAGGAGGACACCUCGGGCCAUUUCCACAUCUUCGUUGGUGAUCUGAGUAAUGAAGUAAACGACGAGGUGUUGAUGCAAGCCUUCUCUGCCUUCGGUUCCGUGUCUGAGGCUCGGGUCAUGUGGGAUAUGAAAACUGGUCGCUCCCGAGGAUAUGGUUUCGUUGCAUUCCGUGACCGCUCCGAUGCCGACAAGGCUUUGAACUCCAUGGAUGGGGAAUGGUUAGGCUCGCGUGCAAUCCGUUGUAACUGGGCCAACCAGAAGGGUCAACCUUCGAUCUCUCAGCAACAGGCCAUGGCCGCAAUGGGCAUGGCACCCGCUACGCAGUAUGGCCAUCACAACUUCCCUACCCACGGCAUCCAGAGCUACGACAUGGUCGUCUCACAAACCCCGCAGUGGCAGACCACGUGCUACGUGGGCAACUUGACCCCUUACACCACGCAGAACGACCUGGUGCCACUCUUUCAGAACUUUGGCUACGUGCUCGAGACUCGUCUGCAGGCGGACCGUGGAUUUGCCUUCAUCAAGAUGGACUCGCAUGAGAAUGCGGCCAUGGCCAUCUGUCAGCUCAAUGGUUACAACGUCAAUGGACGCCCUCUGAAGUGCAGCUGGGGCAAGGAUCGUCCUCCUACUGGCCAGUUCGACAACUUCUCUGGCCAGCAGGCCAGCUCACCUUUCAACUCUAGUCCCACUCCGUACUUUCCUCAGUACGGCGGUCCUGGGGGACCCAUGACCCCUCAAGGCCCCAACCCAGCCGGUAGAGGAUGGGACCAAUCCGGAAUGGGUGGUCAAGGCUACGGCCAAGUUCCUGGCAACGCAGGAUACGGCCGCGGCCAAGGCGCCCCAGCCUCUGGGUGGAACCAGCCAAACAAUGCCAAUUUCGGCAAUGGCUUCGGUGGCUAUCAAGCGUAG
Molecule: messenger RNA, 1437 nt
Organism: Aspergillus aculeatus ATCC 16872
Lineage: Eukaryota; Fungi; Ascomycota; Eurotiomycetes; Eurotiales; Aspergillaceae
Product: nuclear and cytoplasmic polyadenylated RNA-binding protein pub1
Exons: 5
Coding region: 1-1437 (478 amino acids)
Molecular function (GO): RNA binding
Source: RefSeq, a predicted model, not a curated record